AUGGACCAGCAGUUCGGAACAAGUAAACAAGUGCAUUUGGAUGGCCGAACCCGCGAUAACCUCGGAGAUUUGGUCUACCGACUGAAUAUGCUGGUGUCCACUUGUAACUCACAGCCCCUUACGUUGGCCUUGCAAACAUUGUACGAGGUUUCUGUAAAUCCGGAUACUUAUCAAUCCAACCAGAUUGUCCUCAGUCGAUCAGAGGCAACAUUGAUUCUGCGAGGGCUUGAGCUUGCAAACAGAGAACACUGGAGAUCUGUAAGAAACAAUACAGUUGGGUAUGAUGGUCCAAAACAUUUAUGGUCCGUAUCUGAACAGUUAACUCGGCGACUGGACACUGAAUUGACGCAAAAUAGGCAAGAAUAUUGCGCAAUAGACUUGAAGGAAGCCAUGGUAGUUCAGCAAGUCCUGUUGACCGUGUUAUCGGUAAGCAACGCGGUACGCAACCCUUGUGAGAAAGCAUUAGACGCUAAAUACUUCGCCUUUUACUCAGGUCAGCUACGAUCAACCACGGAUUCUACGGACGAUGAACCAUCGAAUGAUAUGUUGAGUCCAAUCGCUGAAAUUUGUAGCUCAGAAACCAGUGUUUGUGAAACGCAUACAUCGCAGAGUGAAAGAUAUCCUCCUAUGAAACUUUGGUUACGCGAUGCAGUGAGCUCAGAAAAUGAAAGCGUGAGUGAACAUGCAAUUAAACGGUCACAGAAUAAAUCUGCUGUCAUUAUUCCCAAACACAGAGCUGGAUGGGUCAGCAACAACGUGCCGGCUGGGAUCUGCAAUGCCAAUGAAGAGCGACGGCUACCACGGACGUGUAGACAGGAAGAAACACAAACAGUAAAAGUUGAAAAAUCCGUCGCCCAGUGCAUGGCCAGAUAUUUCCAAACCGAAAUGUUAGAAACGAUGCCCAAAACAAACGAAAGAGAAGGUGUGGACCAGAGAGAACGGAUGGAAGAGUUAUUUCAUAAAAUAACAUCACAGAUUCAAGAUAACACUGAAAGAUACGUUGAAAUGACAGGGCCAGAAAUGGAAUGCAUAUACAGGGCACUGAAGAACGAUAACAACGAAUACGCCAACAGCAUGAAUAGUAUUAUCCAAAAUUACAAACCAGGAAAAAUUUCACCAAAAGAACAACCAUUCAACGCAAUCAAAUAUGAAAACGACAACCAAAAAGCCCCCUUAAAAAUUUCAGAACAAGCACCGGAAGAGAUAAACACAGCGCUGCAAACAGUACAGAAACGAGUGCCUAGUGAAUUGACGCCGGAACAAGCCAACGAAAUUGUCACGAGCGACGCUCUCCCGAGCGGUUCAGUCUAGUGAGACACACCUUGCUGAAUCAACAGACCCCAGUCUGACUAUUUCGGCUCAACAAUCGGAACAGCUGAACAGUUUGCUGCAAACAGUACAGAAACGAGUGCCUAGUGAAUUGACGCCGGAACAAGCCAACGAAAUUGUCACGAGUGUUCUGAAGCUCGAAUCGGCCAUUCCACAUUCUGCCCUUGUUCCCGUGGUGAGGACGGCGAGGGCCAUGCAAUGCAAUCCACACUACGCGACGCAACUGCCCAUUCUAGCGAGUCAGCUGCAGAAACUGUGUAGUGCCACCACGGCAGUCCACACACAAGCGGUUCAGUCUAGUGAGACACACCUUGCUGAAUCAACAGACCCCAGUCUGACUAUUUCGGCUCAACAAUCGGAACAGCUGAACAGUUUGCUGCAAACAGUACAGAAACGAGUGCCUAGUGAAUUGACGCCGGAACAAGCCAACGAAAUUGUCACGAGUGUUCUGAAGCUCGAAUCGGCCAUUCCACAUUCUGCCCUUGUUCCCGUGGUGAGGACGGCGAGGGCCAUGCAAUGCAAUCCACACUACGCGACGCAACUGCCCAUUCUAGCGAGUCAGCUGCAGAAACUGUGUAGUGCCACCACGGCAGUCCACACACAAGCGGUUCAGUCUAGUGAGACACACCUUGCUGAAUCAACAGACCCCAGUCUGACUAUUUCGGCUCAACAAUCGGAACAGCUGAACAGUUUGCUGCAAACAGUACAGAAACGAGUGCCUAGUGAAUUGACGCCGGAACAAGCCAACGAAAUUGUCACGAGUGUUCUGAAGCUCGAAUCGGCCAUUCCACAUUCUGCCCUUGUUCCCGUGGUGAGGACGGCGAGGGCCAUGCAAUGCAAUCCACACUACGCGACGCAACUGCCCAUUCUAGCGAGUCAGCUGCAGAAACUGUGUAGUGCCACCACGGCAGUCCACACACAAGCGGUUCAGUCUAGUGAGACACACCUUGCUGAAUCAACAGACCCCAGUCUGACUAUUUCGGCUCAACAAUCGGAACAGCUGAACAGUUUGCUGCAAACAGUACAGAAACGAGUGCCUAGUGAAUUGACGCCGGAACAAGCCAACGAAAUUGUCACGAGUGUUCUGAAGCUCGAAUCGGCCAUUCCACAUUCUGCCCUUGUUCCCGUGGUGAGGACGGCGAGGGCCAUGCAAUGCAAUCCACACUACGCGACGCAACUGCCCAUUCUAGCGAGUCAGCUGCAGAAACUGUGUAGUGCCACCACGGCAGUCCACACACAAGCGGUUCAGUCUAGUGAGACACACCUUGCUGAAUCAACAGACCCCAGUCUGACUAUUUCGGCUCAACAAUCGGAACAGCUGAACAGUUUGCUGCAAACAGUACAGAAACGAGUGCCUAGUGAAUUGACGCCGGAACAAGCCAACGAAAUUGUCACGAGUGUUCUGAAGCUCGAAUCGGCCAUUCCACAUUCUGCCCUUGUUCCCGUGGUGAGGACGGCGAGGGCCAUGCAAUGCAAUCCACACUACGCGACGCAACUGCCCAUUCUAGCGAGUCAGCUGCAGAAACUGUGUAGUGCCACCACGGCAGUCCACACACAAGCGGUUCAGUCUAGUGAGACACACCUUGCUGAAUCAACAGACCCCAGUCUGACUAUUUCGGCUCAACAAUCGGAACAGCUGAACAGCUUGCUGCAAACAGUACAGAAACGAGUGCCUAGUGAAUUGACGCCGGAACAAGCCAACGAAAUUGUCACGAGUGUUCUGAAGCUCGAAUCGGCCAUUCCACAUUCUGCCCUUGUUCCCGUGGUGAGGACGGCGAGGGCCAUGCAAUGCAAUCCACACUACGCGACGCAACUGCCCAUUCUAGCGAGUCAGCUGCAGAAACUGUGUAGUGCCACCACGGCAGUCCACACACAAGCGGUUCAGUCUAGUGAGACACACCUUGCUGAAUCAACAGACCUCUGUCUGACUAUUUCGGCUCAACAAUCGGAACAGCUGAACAGCUUGCUGCAAACAGUACAGAAACGAGUGCCUAGUGAAUUGCGGAACAAGCCAAGCGGUUCAGUCUAGUGAGACACACCUUGCUGAAUCAACAGACCCCAGUCUGACUAUUUCGGCUCAACAAUCGGAACAGCUGAACAGCUUGCUGCAAACAGUACAGAAACGAGUGCCUAGUGAAUUGACGCCGGAACAAGCCAACGAAAUUGUCACGAGUGUUCUGAAGCUCGAAUCGGCCAUUCCACAUUCUGCCCUUGUUCCCGUGGUGAGGACGGCGAGGGCCAUGCAAUGCAAUCCACACUACGCGACGCAACUGCCCAUUCUAGCGAGUCAGCUGCGAGAUAUUUCCCAUGGCUUUCUUGGGCAGUUUGUGGGUGCCGAUAUUUUGGAUGAAUCCGUGUUAUCUGCUAAUUAUUUUGGACCUUUUCUCGAUGGUUACUUGAAAUUUUCCGAUGUUUUGGUUUCCUUCGUUUUCCUGGAUCGAUUCUCGCAUCUUUCGGACAGGAUUCUUUUAAUGGAAUCUAUGCUGAUCUCCGGUUUUUCCGACGUCCUGAAUCGGAGUUUGCGUCUCCUGAGCGCCGCCUUUCCUAGUUAUGGCGUCUUUAGUUUUUUAAUGAAUUCGUCUCAGUCGUGUGACGAUACGUCUUUCGCUUUAAUCGCGGACGUCGUUCGCAAACUACAGGAAGACUUUCAAUUUCGAAGUUCGCUUGAAGGUAUGCACCUAACCCUCCAUCAUUUUGCGAAUAGAUCUGACCUGAAUGUGUCCGACUCUGAGAGAAUGCGACUCAUUGACAUGAUUUGUGCUGGUUUGAUUCAUAUAUAUGCAUACAAUGGCGCUAUACAGAGAGACGAAGCCGCCUUGUUGGUGGAACUGAUUCAACGUAUUUCAAGGCGCACUGAUCAAAGGAUCGAUAAAUCUGACCAGUGUAUCUUGGGUUGGCUUUCUCAAAGACUAACAAAAGUCCGCCGAGACUUGUCAACUUUACACAAAGAUGAGCUACAACUACCGGAAAUAAUACAUCAACUGCAGACUGCUUUGGAUCAAGCCAACCCGAACAGUCAGUGGGUAAUAGUCAAUCCUUAUUUAUUUGCCGCCCUUCUCACAUCUGGCGAGAUUGAAGACAAUCUUGAUGUACUUAAAGCAAAUCUCUUGUUUUCUAUGAAUGAAAUGUACUUAUUCUCAGACGUCAAACUCAGUCGAGUACAAAUCAAACUUUGGCUGCAACGUCUAACCUCAAUGAACGAAGGAAUCGGUGAGAAAGCAUUAUUACACUCAGCUUUGACAAGGUCAGCGCAGGAAGAAUCACAUUCGGUUGUCCAGUUAUCGCAGAUCAGUCGAUCACUUUCAACGAACCAGGCAUCCUCAAAAUCCAUUGAACGCACUCCUCUUGAAGGCACUUUGGAGUUUCCGCUGGAUGAGAACGACUACCAGCAAGCCAAAUUGGAUGCUAUUUCAAACCUGUCACAUGUAGAUCGUCUAGGAUCUUUUAGUUCAACCACAGUGUACGAAUCCGCUUUACAAAUACGCAAUCUUUUGUCAACUGUCGACAGUUAUGAUGAGUCUCAAGGCUUGGUUGUCCUAACCAGAAAGGAAUGCGCAAUGCUGGCCAACGGACUGCAAUGGUGUCUUGAAAUUGCAGGAGUACACAAGAUAGAUGAUCACCCAUUAAUCCAGUCCGUCAUCAGACAACUACAUCUGGGCAGGCGUCAGUCGGAUGGUUGGGUGCUUACGAUAGGCGUGGUGGAAGAUAUAAAACGUUUUUCUGAUCAGUGUAUAAAUGCUCAUCUGCAAGAAGCAGGAGAACAGGUGUUACAGAUGGACAACGAAUCAAUGUCAACGGAGACUAGUCAUAUACCAAACAAUAUUCCCACGGAGCUUUUCAGGGAUACGCACGAUAAUUUGGAAGAACCUCUUGGUUUACGGGAAAUAAGGAGGUUGGCCAAAGUGUUGGACGAAACGGAAGAUGUAAUUGUUCGGAAGUCAAUUGCUGACCAUCUAUUGAAUACCUUGGAAAGAUUGAGCAACACUGAACGAAAGCACAGUUUACUGGAAUAUGCAGCUUGUUUGGCGCAUUUGAUGGCCAUCGAAAACAAGCUGUUAAAAGAAAAUGCAAAUGUCCUUGAAAGUGGUGAUAGGUACUCUCUUGCGUAUAUAUUAAGACUAUGCAAAGCGAUACCUGAGAUUUCGAUGGAUGAGACGCAGGCAAAAAGCAUCGAACAAACGGUUGCUGAAUUAAUCCAAGGGACGAAUGCUCCGAAUCACACAAGAGACACCAAUCUCGACCGAUUGGCAAACCAUCUUAACUUUGCCAUUACCAAUAUCGCCAAGCUGCUCCAAGUUAACCUAGAAUCACCUGACGCAUAUUCUGUCGAACGGGUUGAAACUGAUUCGUCACGUAUUCCGCUGUUUGCUACCUUGCUGUGGACAGCAAUCACCCAUAAACCGAGCAAUUUAGCUUCGACGUUAUGUAAUUCACCACUGAUGAGUCUGAUCAUCAGAAUUGAGCCUAACCUCAAAGAAACGGUUGAAUUUUCUUUACAAUCGUUAGAGAAUGAAUCACGUCCGAAUCUAUGUUCACUGUUAUCGGAGGCCGUGAAAGAAGCGGAGCAUUUUGCAGCUAAAUGUCAAUGUUCUCAACCGGAGGAUCUUGCGGCCCUAGUCAUGCAUCUGGCACACGUGAGAGAGUUGGCGAGGUGCCUAGGCAUAUCAACCACACCAACUAUCACUGCAGUCAUCGACGGGUUACUUGACCAAUUAGUGAAUGACGAGGAUGUGCCUGCAGUAACGCUGGAAAUGGUGAAGGAAGAAUUGGCAAACACGGCAGCAUUGUCACGUGAUUUGGUCGAAGAUUCCCUUAAUGGAGCGCUGCUAGAGGUUAACAAUGGCAAGUUAUCGGAGUCUGAUCACCCGACCGAUGGUGGGAAUACCAACUCAGAAAAUGCCGUCCGACUGGAGGGUGUCAGCAACGAAAAGGUCAUCGAAGCACUGGGCAUGACCAUUAUGUGCAAAAAGGCGAAACUUCCAGUUAAAUUGGGAUUCAUAAUUGGAUUGAUGGAAAAGCUGCGUAAUUCUAGUGACAAUGCCUUGACGCGAGACGAGCGUUUGAUAGUUAACCAGGUCCUCAGUAGUGCCUCUGACUCGGCCAAAUCGGAACAGUUCGAGACCACACUGGAUAAACCAGGUACGUCGUAUCUCGUUGAAUGUCCCAAACUGGCUCACCUUGCAGAAGGGAAGGUGUUGAAUCCAGUGGAAGCUGCACAACUGUUUGAUGACAUUACCGGAAUCUUGAACUCUCCAUCAGCGACCGGCUCAUUCUCAGAGGAACUCUGCAAUAAACUUCAUUCAGUAAAAACCAAACUGCUACGUGCUUCAGUCAGUGGUCAGUCAGUUGACGUAGGUAGUGUCGUUAGUGCACCAGAUGACCUCCGCAACAUACUGGUCAACGAACUGGAAAAAAUAGAAGAGAAGGAAAGUAACCAAAUCCGACAAGAUCUGGUUGAGCGCCUUCAACUUUUCCGAAUGUAUGCCUUUGAAGACCCUGCCAGAGUUAACAGGAUUGGCGACAAUAGACUAAGCGUACUGAAGUACUGCGGAAAUCUCGAUACUGCGGAUGCUACCCAACGGCUUGAUCCUAAGACGACGGCACUUCUUCAUCGAUGCGUCCUCGACCAAAUGCGAAGAUAUCCACCACUGAUGAGCACAAUGCUUCCGCUUUUGGGAAUCUUGGUCGAAUUGGAAGAGAGUAAGGAUAUCACCGUCAGCACAGAUAAACUUGACGAAAAGACGCAAGAACAGCUCUACGUACCAAUGGAGAUUUCGGCCGCUGAUCUAGAUAUUGUGACUACCUUCCUAAGCACUCCAAAAGGUAGUCCACCCAACCUGAGCGAACAGUUAACUGCUUUAUUUUUUGUUCAGCGUACGAUGGAUGGUGAAGCCCUCUGGCCAGCUGAAGCAAGUUUACUGUUGUCGGGUCUAGAAACACUGGCAAACUCCAGUGACAUGGCAAGAAAGAGGAUCAUAAACGAACUUGAAGGAAUGAAAUCACAGUUGCUAAAACACUCGUUUAUGCAAGAAUCUGUCGAGGAUAUCUGUGACGCAGCUGGAUUUGAAAUAAGCGACGCUGACUGUAAGAAACUGCGCUCCCUACAUCGUUUCUGUGAAAUCCCAAUCACACGGAAUGCGCGUCAAUUUGUUGAGCGAAUUCUCCGAAACACGCACGAAACAUAUACUCGAGGAAACGACAUCUCCCCUGACCAACUACUAAUGCUACACAUAUUUGUCCUCUACCUAGCACGGCAGAGAACUCUGACUCCUAGGGAGCUCGCCAUGCUCAACCGAUUGAUGGUUGCCAUUUCUACGGCUUCGAUUGACGACGAAACGCUUUGCAUGCUCAACAGUUUGUAUGAAGAGGGUAGAGUGUUCAUGCUUCAUGAGACCCAUACGUUAGAAAUCGACUCCAUCGCCAUGAAUGAGCUGGUUGAACCAACUCCUCAAAACUUAUGUGGAUUUAUUCCAGACAUGUUGGAGGAACUACUUGGAGCAAGUGACAUAGAGAAGCCACUUCCGUAUGGCUGCACGCUUUUGUUGACGGGCAUGUUACACACUCUAACACUGAUGUAUAGUCAGCUUGGCUGGGAGAAGUUGGCCCCAAAGUGGAUUAUUCAUCUGAAACGACUCGUUUGGCGGUUAUUGGGAACUGCGCUACUAAGACAACCUGUCAAAUUGGAUGUCAGAAGUCGUGCUUUAAUAUCGAUUGCUUGCAACAAUUACCGUGACGUCCUCAAACAAGCCCUCCUGGCACAGACCGAAGAUUCACUACACAGAUUGGAAGCAGCUGAAACUACCGGUUACCUCAGUGCCACUGAUAAGAAGCAAUUUACAGAUACCAUCGGUUUGGUGUUAACAAGUCCCCUUAGCUAUCACCUAACCCCGAACUUGUGUGGCAUGUUAGCUCAGGCAAAAGAGUCGCUUUCACGAUGCACUGACCAAUCUAGGUUGUCUGACUACGAACUGCAUUUCCUUUCGCAAACUUUUCAAAGAAUUCGAGAGAAUAUCGACAAUCAGGAUUUGGAUGUGGUUACAACAACAGACCUCAUUGUUAGCUUACAAACCGCAGAGCAGAUUUUAGAUAGGGUAACUUCAAAUGGAUCGAACGAUGAAAUCCGCUUGUUCCAAAAAGAUGCAGCCAUCCUGAAUUCAGCUUUGGAAGUACUGAACAAUCGUUCCUAUCAACAAGGAAGCUUGCAAUCUUGGGAUUCCGAUGAUUAUUCGACGAUUUCAGACGAUUGCCGUGUGGUUCUAGGCCUGACGCAAUCCUUUCUAAGUUCAGUACUGACCACCACUGAAGGGACAAAUUUUUCAGGCGAUCGUGGUGACUCGAUUCGACUAUCAGAUAAUGAAAUCGAUAAAAUCGAGGAGCUAAUAAACUUUUGGAAGCCCCGCCUAGCCCUGGAAGCACAACACCAGAGAACAGCGACUAUCCGAAAAUUGGCUGUUAGUAAUGAAUGUGAUCUCACCGCCGAUAUGACUAACUCUGAGUUGAGCAACGCCAUUCAGCUGACAAUCGCAAAUGGACAAUUUAUGCAGCCUUAUGAUGCUUGGAUAAGUGUGAGGGCCUUGGAAGAAUUGCAAGCGGAUCCUGAGAUGGACUAUGUCAACAUCUCAAACCCUCUACGUGAUGCUCUGCGUCUAGCCAUGUGCCCACUGAGAGAUAACACGAGUACUUCCCUGGUUGACGCUAACGUUAUUUCAAGCCUCACAUACUUGCUGAGCCUUCUACCCUCUAUGUUCGCUCAGUAUUCGUCGGGCAGCCUGUUUGGUGUGACGAUCUGUCCUUCAGAUGCUGCUGCUUUCGGUACUUGUCUAAUGACAGUCCUUCAAUACGGGUCUACUGGCCGCCUGUCGCCAAUUCCCCAGAGAGCCAUGCUGCAACAACAUGAACAACGCAGUCUCUGUGCCGCGGCAAACUUGGAAAAUUACGAGUUAGACUUAUCCGAAGCAACUGAAGUAUCCGAACUACUGGAAGAAGUGAAAACACAGCUUGGACGUUUGGUGCAUCGGGAACUUAUUGACCUUGUUGCUUCUUUGACCACAUUAGAGGAGCACACGGAUCCUGAUCCAGUUUUGCGCACACUGGAACCAGGUGAAAAACAGUUGCUAAUACAUAUUCUUCGUAUCUUUAUGUUGCUUGGAACUCCAGAUGCAGGGCCACAAAGUCAGCGAAGAAACCUUCAUGGUCUGCUGGACUAUCUGAUCUACGCCAGACCAGCUUGCAUCACAGUAAGCCAACGCUGUGAACUCCGACAGUUGUGUGAUUCUUUUGAGGCCGCGCUUUCCCACCCAGACCUACCAGUACCGGUGCGUGUUGGACGAAUACGCAGCACAUUACAAAGUCUGACCUCCAACGAGUCCGCUCGAUUCAGUAUGCUUGCCAGGCCUGUGCGAGUUCAUCCGCGUGAAGCAAUGCUCAUUUUGGAUUUGCUACGGCAAAUGAUUUCGGCUACUGGCAUUCCAAGUUCUGAUACCGCCUUACUGCAAGCAGCACUUGGGCAUAGCGUCGCUAGUGGGCAAACCUGGUGCCAGUGGAGUGCGAUCCCCCAGGAAACAAAAAGUAGAAUAUUGGCACACAUUUGUACAAUGAUCGAAAGCCUGAUAGACAGAAUGAAGGAUAAUGAACAGCUGACUGACCAGGAGGUAUCUAAUAUGGAGUUAGUCGCAAUAUGUGUCAACAGACUGCUGCAGUCCAUAGAGGAGAAAAGGCCGGCCACAACCAUUCUAUCUCUCCUACAGGUUAUCGGUCAUUUGUUGCCAAAGGAACCCACGAUAUCAGAAAAACAUAGACUUCAAAGAAGCACCCGUGUGGAAGAAGACAGUUCUGAACAGUACGCUUGUGAGAAUUCACUGGUGCGAAGGAUGGAACAGGUUGAACGUGAUCUUAAUUCUUCCGAAUACCUUUUCAACUCUGAGGUCGUCGCCAGUAUGCUGGAAAAAACGCAUUAUGUCAAACAGGCUUUAGAAAACUCAAAGACUGAUGCAGAGGAUCAGAGAGCAGUCCAAGAACUUGAAGAUAGCAUUUUCAAAAUAAUUAUUGAAUGUCCCGAAAACGGUGAGACCAAGUCAGCUCAAACUCGAUCUUGUUCGUUAUCACAAUUGAGACCUUUGUUAACACAAGUUCGUCAAAUCUGCAGAGGGGCUGAAAAUGUGCUUCCCGCUAAUUCGACUGUUGAACUACACAAUCCACCAGAAAGUUUUUCAGAACCCGAAAACGUUUCACCGUCCAUGUUGGUACAAUUCGGUCCCACAGUCGAACAAGCUUAUGCGGCUUUUGGACGUUUGAUCACACCCUGCACUCCCAGAGUCAUGGAACCUGCAGAGAUUGCCGAGUUGACUGCAUCCGUCGAUAUUAUACACAGAGCCACCCACCAAGUAACACCUUUGUACAAAGACCAAGUUCAACUGUCUCCCACGGAAAAACAGUUGCUUCAAGAUUUGCAACGCGUAGCUGACAAGGGUGAAACUUAUUUCAUGGAUGAUAGCUCAAUUGAACAAAUCCAAAGUCUGGGACAACGACUAAUGACCCCAAUUCUUCAAGUGAAUCGUGACUUAUUAAAGAAAGGACUGGCACUGUGGUUAUCUGCGUCUAUCAAUGGAAGAUUUGUAUUCAGUAGCACGGAAACGUCACAGCUUCACUCAGCUCUCUGUCUGGCACGGAACACUAUUACCAGGGAGAAGCCAGGUGACCCUGCAGAUGAAUCACUGCGUAUGAUUGACAGGGUCAUUGAGCAGUUUUCCACAACUGUGGAUUCCGGAAUCGGGACAGAAUUAACUGGACCUCACAGUAUGGGGCCUGUUGUUACGGGUUUACUGGAGGAUGCCCAAAGAGUCCAUGAAUCGGUGAACUUAUCUUUGUCGGUGUUCAGCACGCCUCCGUCCAGCAUAUCUGAGUGGUGCAGUAACUACCGAGCUGGUGCAGAUGACAGGCAGUUUUUUGCCAGUUCGAGCGUUUUUCCAUCUAACUUGACAGAUGAAUAUGCUUCUCAAAAUCUGCAGCCAGAAGAUCAACCCUCGGCUUCUAGGUGGCGAAAUGAAUUACCAGGACCUCUUUUAACAGCUUCAAAAGACUCUUCCAACCCCCCUCUUCUUCAUCAAAUACGUAGUCCCAGUCUACAAAAACCUGACCGUGACAGAGAACGAAAAGGACACAGAAGCAGAAGAUCCAUCUCUGGUGGACCCACGCGAGAUCUAGCAUCGCCACUCAGAUCAAAGACUCUGGCUGAAGCAGUGAGUGAGGAGCAAAAACGCCUCAAGACGUGGGAGAAACUUGUUGAAGCGCGUUUGAAUCAGGCAUGUAAUCGAGUGGAAGACCUCUUGGCAAUGUUUCCAACGUCAAACAGUGAUGAAACUCUGAGUGAAGACACCUCCAGAAAGGAGCGUUUUGAUGAACUGCAACGACUGCGGGAGGAAGUGAUAUACCUGAAAGAGCAACUGCGACGUGUUGUUCAUCAGUUGGAAGAGGCUGAACGAAAACAACAGAGGCAAGCGCUUUAUGUGUCAUCCUUACGUGAAUUGAUUGGACGGCAAAAUCGAUCCACUAGUCAGUCAACAUCCACACAAACAACGAUCCCAAUAUCGACUGCAGAUCCGAAAACCGAUCAGUGCUGUACCUUUCCGCUCAAAUCAACAGAUUCCCAAAAAUUCAGACUAUACAGAAGCACUGACUGUCUUCAAGAUCCAUCUUCUCGGCCAGCGCAACCUUAUCGUUCCAAUGAGUUUUCUCGCAUACCCCUAGAUACAGAGACUUUCGACUUUUUGAUUGGUCCUCCAAGGCCACACCGAUUAUCUUCGCUUGAUCGAUUACACGAGCUUAUUGAAAUUCGGCGAGCGAUUGUUGCGGGCUCCAGAGAAGAACUCUGUCGGUUAGGGGCUUAUUCAAGCCUACCUCCACUGAAAUCUCCCCAUCCCUUACCCCAUCAGCGUACUUCGCAAACCUCAAGAGAUUAUAUAACGAAUCCGUGGUUGAUGAAGAUUCUUAUGGACCAACAGCGAAGUUACACGGAUCAUCUUCUUGGAAGGUCUAGUUAUGAGCAGCACCAGAGCAGCCGAGUACUAGAUGCUCUCGAACAACGAUUAGCACAGCUGGAAGAACAACUUACACCACCCGAUAGUCUUUCAAAGGCUAAAUUGCCAAGUGAUAACCCCUGAAGAUCAAGUGAAGAUGAAUCUACCUAUUGCCGGAGAACGGAUACUACUAAAGGCUCCUUUUCAAGCCCGAUGACAGACAACCAGAUAUUUGUAUCUAUGCCUCUUAUGUGCUUCCAUCGAAGUUAUACUGUGCAUUUCACACCGCGCUCUUACGGUGCAACUGAAAACAGCUAUUUGCAUUUGGCUUCCCCAUGUCGCACAUAUAUGCACUUUUAUCACUAAAAAUGUACAGAAUUACCCUUCCUAAGAAAACACUUACACCUUCCUCCUACAAUGAUUGGGCUCAUUCACUAUGUCCUUUUUGCUAUGCUCCCCGCUAUCCUUUUUUUUAAUUCACGUUAGGAACGCAAACCAAUCAGUGACAGACACAGGCUUCCUUUGGUCAGCAUGCAAUGCUAUCUUCCAUUAUUUCUUUACUUGAAGCAUCGUUUAACUUGUAUAAGCCUUGUCAUACACAUACAGCCCAGACUCUGGAAGUUUGGCCGACAAUGACCGGAUAAUAAAUAUACAAAGC
This is a messenger RNA of Opisthorchis viverrini, 13002 nucleotides long. RefSeq lists its product as hypothetical. Bases 3570 to 12488 code for a protein of 2972 amino acids. NCBI's taxonomy places the organism in Eukaryota, Metazoa, Platyhelminthes, Trematoda, Opisthorchiida, Opisthorchiidae. The transcript has 2 exons. The record is from RefSeq and is a predicted model, not a curated record.